Acanthosepion pharaonis is the source of this 2748-nucleotide messenger RNA. The record is from the annotation of a GenBank genome assembly. Lineage: Eukaryota; Metazoa; Mollusca; Cephalopoda; Sepiida; Sepiidae.
AUGCCUCGCAAAAAACGGUAUGCUCCAAUGAAUGCAGUUCCAGCUUUCAUGACUUUUGCCCUAGAAAAAAUCGGUGAAAAUGCAAACGUCACAGAGAUUGUACAAGGCACACAGCUCAGCUUCCGCCUGUUCAUCCACUUCACUAACGGUACAACGGAUAUGACAGUGGAGAUCUUUACACCUGCAAAUCAGACAACUAUAAUGAUUCUCUGUCCCCCGAUCAUCAGUUACGUAGGCUCCAAUCUUCAAAUCAAUCCAGUAAUACCUGUUCUGGAAUCGAAGAGCCAGACGGCAUUGUUUGACCGCGCUGUCUUCAACUUUGGAAAUGUUACCAAUAACAUGAAUGACGUGACCAAAGCAGAGAAUAGUAUUCUUCAAAUAGACUUCAAUGCAACUAUGAUCAACCCAGCAACAAGUUCAAGCAUCAAAAAUCAAACUUUCUGGGUUAGUGCAGGUGCAGAAUACAACAACCAAAAUGACAUCUGGGUCGGACAAAGCAUGUAUAUUGCCAAGGAAAGCGAUAAGCAGAAUGUAUCAGGAACGCCUAAAUUCAAUUUAACCGGACCAUCAAAAAUUCCCAUUGCUUCAUCAGCCAAAUUCCGGCUAGAUCUGAACCUGCCAAUUCUUACGAAAAAAGUGAAAGUUGACGUAUUUCCGCCGCUGAACACUUCCGGCGUUAUGUCGGUAUGCAACCUAAAAGUUCGCGACACAGGCCGCAAUUUUGCAUGCUUACCUGUCGAUUACAUUGAAGGAAAGCUGAUUAAUUCUCGGGUAUAUAACGGAAAUUCAAAGGCGCACAUUAAUAUGGGAGAUGUCGUUAAUUCUGGAAUUAUGUCCAGCGUUUAUGAUUCAAACGAAGACUGGAUUUCCCUGCAAUUCGCCAUGAACGUCUUCGACGACGCUUCUCUCGUGGGUAAACAGUUUUGGAUCGGUGCUUCGGUCACGAUGGACACGGAUUUCAUCUGGACUGGUCAGUACUUGGUUGAAAUCGAUGCCAAAGUGGACAUUUCUACGACCACUCCACUGACCGUAUCCGCUAAUGUCAAAACUCCGAUUGUCAAGAAAACUGACCUUCUAUCACCUAAUAUAUAUACAUAUUCAGACGAAGAAAUACGAUUUAUCCAUAGAAAAUACAAAAAUUUUAAAUUAAUUUGCCACUCAGGAGGAAAGUUUAUUUUAAAUUUUUUUGAACCGUCAUUUUUUAGUCUCAAAACCGGUGACAAUGUGGCGUGCGUCAGCCGUGAUGAGCCCAAAUAUUUGACCCGGGCGGGUGAAACGGUUCCAUCUUACACUCGUCUUGACCUGGGAAGGGUGACAAACACCGGAAUGAUGGAUGGGAAGAAAAAUCAAUCAACUAAUGUGAUAAAGGUUCAGAUUGUAUCGACUCCCCUGAAGAAAACAGCGGCCCAAAAGUACACUGUGAAGACAAACGUCAACUAUGGAAAACAGAAGACGCUCCCGAAAGCUUAUGACGUCACUGUUACGUCAGCUCCAAUGACACUUCCGACAAAUAUCACUCCGGACUACAACGUCGAUUACGCCCAAGGAUCCGGCAGCGUGCUGGUCGGUGCUAGUACAGAUCUGCUCGUCAAUGUCACCUUUAUACCUGGAUCAUUCUUCUCGAAUUUGAAUAUCGAAUCCCUUGCGCCAACGGACAGCCAGGGGACCAAGUACACAUUUUGUAGUAUUCGAGCCGUCCACAUAGGAAGGAAUCUCCCUUGCAUCAAAGAUGAUGACAUCAAAAGGAAUGUAAAAUUCGUUUCGUCAUCUGAUGACAAUAAAUACGACCAGGCUUUCGUCAAUAUGACUGAUCUCUGCGUGACUCGUGAAUAUCCCGAUGAAGUGGAUAACAGACUUUCAUUAUUAAUCACUGUGAGAAUGGAAGAUCAUCCGGCAAAUAGCAACAACAGCAAAGACUGGGUUACCGUCGGCCUUUAUUAUAACAAUAAAACAAUACUUGUCUUUCAAAAUUCACUCUGGACAUUAAGAGGGCAGGUUGCCGAUGUAGUGCCGGGUGGAACAGAACGAGUUGACGUGGUAGAAGUGUCUCCGGUGUCUUCCCAGCCGAUAGGUUAUGUCACGGGUUACAAUAUCAGCAUCAAAAUCCCGCCUCUGUCUUCCAUAUCAGUGAUUGUCAAUGCUUCAACAACGUCGCCAUCAUUGCAAAUUUGCACACUGAAGGUAAUUGCAGUUGGGAGUGGUCUGGGCUGCAUCGUUCCAGAAAAGGACAUUCUUGAAAUCCCUGACUCCAAUAUGCUGAAAAAAGCCGGAAUUAACUUUGGGCCCGUGACAAAUAUUGGAACGGACUCCGUCCAUGACAGCUAUUUCUUCGACAAGACGACCUUAUUGAUGCAACUGGUGGUUAAGCUUGCUGACGGAGUCACUGCCACGAAUCCGUUAGAAAUUCAAGUUAAACUCGGAUCCCAGACACCAAAAGUGUUUCCUUUCAAUUUGAAAACAACGUUGAAUACUACUGGUAUUACAAUGACGACGCAGCCUUUAAGCAAUGUGACGAGUUUUAUCGGCGCCAUUACCGGAAACGACACAGUACCAGAAAUAGUCAAAGGCCAAUCGAAACGCGUGUUGACGCAGUUUUAUGUUCCAGCUGACAUGGUCCGAAAAAUGAAGAUAGAAACGACCCUGGAUCCAAUUAAUCAAGUCGAAAUGAGUGAUUACAAUGUGGUUUAUAAGGGAGAGAACCUGCCUUGCAUCGACAAAGGAACGAAGUCAGUUAUUGAAUCAAAGUAA